Molecule: messenger RNA, 2532 nt
Organism: Gilbertella persicaria
Lineage: Eukaryota; Fungi; Mucoromycota; Mucoromycetes; Mucorales; Choanephoraceae
Exons: 3
Coding region: 1-2532 (843 amino acids)
Source: RefSeq, a predicted model, not a curated record
AUGAGCACAAAUCAUCAAAGCAAAACCCCAACUGGAUCCACUCAAUCGUCAACAACUCGCGACAGUAUCUAUAGUAGACAUGAUAAAAGCUUAAAUAGACAACAACAACAACAAAUAAAACGGUUUAGUUCAUAUGUUUCAUUGUGUCACUCAAUGCAACCAUUGGAUCAAAACAAACUUGUCAAAACAUCUUCCAGUCUUGUCAAACGAUUCUCGCAACAAAGUGAAUCAGAACUCAAGCCUGCUUUAAAGAAACACACACUACCUACCACUAUGGAACACCAAUUAUAUGACAUUGGACAAAAGGUAUUGGUUGUCAAGCUCAAUGUGGUUGGCACAGUAAGAUAUAUUGGAAAUCUAGCAUUUUCAGAAAAGAAAAAUGAUGUUUGGGUCGGCAUUGAAUUGGAUAUAGAAGGGUCAGGGAAAAAUGAUGGAUGCAUUCAGGGUACGCGUUAUUUUACUUGUGCUCCCUAUACUGGACUUUUUGUUCUGUCUACCAAAGUUGUUGCUUACAAUCCAGAUAGAAGCAAGAGUUCUCUUAAAAGAAAAAGCAUGAUUAUGAGCAGUACAUCACUUUUAAAGCGCCCCUUAUUAAACCCAAGUAAAUCAGCACGUAUAGCCACUGCACAGCCUAUCCAUCAAAAGCCUUUAUCCACUCGUAGUAGCCCUUCCGAAACAGAUAAAACACAGGAAGGAGAUUCAAACCAAAAACAAACAUUAUCAUAUCCUUCAACAAAGUCAACAAGACAACCAUUACUCAAAAAAUCAGCUUCCCUAUCCACAAGAACAUCCUCCGAUGACAAUAGUAGAUAUUAUCACAGGAACAGCAAGCAGUCAAUUCAAAGGAGUCACUCAGAAGCACGCAUGGACACGGUUGAUGAACUUAAACGUGUUCAAGUCUUACUACAGCAAUCUCGAGAAGAGAAACGAUUGUUAUUAGAGAAAAUGGAUGGCAAAGAAGAAGCAUGGACACGUCUGUUGACGGCGAAAGAAAGUUAUGCUUUACGAGUUCAAGAAAAAGAAGAUGAAAUUGUACGUCUAAACAAUGCCCUUCAACAGGCUCAACAAGCGACAGAAGAAUUAGCCAAAGCCAAUCAUGGACGAGACGCUAUAGUAUCUAGACUGAACAUGUCAGAAGAAAUGCAAAAGCAACAUAUUAGAGCCAUUGAAAGGCUAGAAGGUCGACUCGUCCUAAUGCAACAACAACAUACAGAAACACUAGAACAGCGGGAAUCCACAAUACGAGAUCAGGCAGCUACCAUUGACCAACUCUACAAACAAAUUGGCGAGUGUGAUCAAGCGACUUUAGCUAUUGAACGAGAAUGUGCUGACUUGCGUCAAGCCCAUAUAAGUACCAUGCAAGCCUAUGAUGAGACACUAGACCAACUAAAAAAAGAACAUGCCAUUACAUCGGCCACCAAGGAUGUACACAUUCAUAAGUUACAACGUGCUGUCAAUGAUUUCCAUCAAAUUUAUCCAGUAUCUCCCAUCACUGUCAUUGCGGAUGCUGACGAUGAGCGAGCAUCACCUCAAAAGAGACUCGAAGAUCAACUCGAACUGGCUACAACAGAACUCGAUCAUAAGCGCGAACUAGUGAGGCUCAUGGCAGUUGAAAUCGAUCAGUUAAAAGAUGAAAUCAAACGACUGCAUCGACUGUCAGCCACUUCAAAUGCUGAAUUCUAUGCUUUACGUACACAACUAGAGACUGAAAUUGAAGACAAACGACGCGUGAUGGACGAAGCCAAUGCUGCUAUUCAACAACAAGAAAAGACAGAAGAAGAAAACCAAGAUUUGCGACUAAGUCUGACCAAAACUCAAUUGGAUCUAGCGGACGCACUUAAGAAUUUAACAGUGUCGCAUCAAAACAAGCCAAAACGAGAAUUCCACUACUUGCUAGAUAAGAAUCGAGCCUUGAAAGCUGAGCGUGAAGCUUGGGCAGAAGAAAAAAUAAAACUAGAACAUGAAUGUAGACAGCUUGAGGACCAAAUGACAGUGCGUCAGGUUGUUUGUGCUUCGGAUCAUGCCUGUCAACGAAAUGUGGAAAUACUUCGCUUACAAUUGGCUCGAGAAGUCAAGUGUCACAACGAUCUAAAGAGCCAUCAACAGAUACAGGUUGACAAACUGAAACAAGAAAUACAGCAAUUAGAAAGUUUGAUUGAAAGCAAAGUCCUUCAAGAGACUGAACUAGAGAAUCUUUUGGAGGAUAAACUCAGAAUUAGUUUUUUAGAAACCAAGUUAAGGCAAGAAGAAAAAGAUGUCAAGAAACUGACCGUCAUGCCUUUAUCACCUGCAUCUCCAUCUACUUUUAGGAGAUCCUUUUCACUCAUACCUACUGAAAGUACUGAUAGUGUAGACCAAGAUGUUUAUUGUGAAAUCUGCGAAGAGUAUGGACAUGAAGUCAUGGCUUGUACUGCUCUUAAUAUGAGCUCUAAACAAGAGGAUACAUCGAGUUUAUCGUGCUAUUGCGUUAACUGUGAUGUGUUUGGUGAACACCCUACAGAGGCUUGUCCAAAUCACGACGAGACGUUUUAA